CAUAAUAAUACACCAGCUGAUCGUCACGAGAUCGGCAGCUAGCUAACCAUGGGAAGCUUCAAGCUCUCCAUGCUUGUCUCCCUUCUCCCCUUCCUCCUCUUAGCCGCCGCCGCCGGCGAGGAGCUCAGCACGUACAUCGUCCACGUGCAGCACCAGGACGGGAGCCGCGUGUUCAGCACGGCCGGCGACCGCAAGGCGUGGUACAAGUCCUUCCUCCCGGAGCACGGCCAUGGCCGUCUUCUCCACGAAUACCACCAUGUUGCUAGUGGCUUUGCGGCCCGGCUGACGCGCCGUGAGCUCGACGCGAUCUCCGCCAUGCCCGGCUUCGUCGCCGCGUUCCCCGAUGUGAUCUACAAGGUGCAGACGACCCACACGCCGCGGUUCCUCGGGAUGGACACGCUGUUUGGCGGGAGGAACGUCACCGUGGGCUCUGGCGACGGUGUCAUCAUCGGGGUGCUCGACACUGGCGUCUUCCCCAACCACCCUUCCUUCAGCGGCGCCGGCAUGCCUCCCCCGCCUGCAAGGUGGAAGGGCCGGUGCGACUUCAACGGCUCCGCAUGCAACAACAAGCUCAUCGGUGCCCAGACCUUCAUCAACGGCAGUUCGUCCCCAGGUACAGCGCCGACCGAUGAGGAAGGCCACGGGACGCACACGUCGAGCACGGCCGCGGGAGCGGUGGUGCCGGGCGCUCAAGUGCUCGACCUGGGCAGCGGUAGCGCGUCAGGGAUGGCGCCCAACGCACACGUGGCCAUGUACAAGGUCUGCGGCGAGGAGGACUGCUCUAGCGCGGACAUCCUCGCCGGCAUCGACGCCGCCGUGUCCGACGGCUGCGACGUCAUUUCCAUGUCGCUCGGCGGGCCGUCGCUGCCGUUCUUCCGUGACAGCAUCGCCAUCGGCACGUUCGCCGCCGCGGAGAAGGGGAUCUUCGUCAGCAUGGCAGCCGGCAACUCCGGCCCGGCCCAUGGCACGCUGUCCAACGAGGCGCCAUGGAUGCUCACCGUGGCCGCCAGCACCAUGGACCGUUUGUUCCUCGCCCAGGCGAUCCUCGGAAAUGGCGCCUCCUUCGACGGCGAGACGGUCUUCCAGCCCAACAGCACGACGGCCGUCCCGCUGGUGUACGCCGGCUCGAGCUCGACGCCCGGCGCACAGUUCUGUGCCAACGGCUCGCUGAACGGCUUCGACGUCAAGGGAAAGAUCGUGCUCUGCGACCGCGGCGAUGGCGUCGCGAGGAUCGACAAGGGCGCCGAGGUACUGAGAGCUGGCGGCGCCGGCAUGAUCCUGGCCAACCAAGUCCUCGACGGCUACAGCACACUCGCCGACCCGCACGUGCUCCCAGCAUCCCACGUCAGCUACGCUGCCGGGGUGUUGAUCAAGAACUACAUCAACUCCACAGCGAACCCAACGGCACAACUCGCCUUCAAGGGCACGGUGGUCGGCACGUCGCCAGCGCCAGCCAUCACGUCAUUCUCCUCUCGCGGGCCCAGCUUCCAGAAUCCGGGAAUCCUGAAGCCCGACAUCACGGGCCCCGGCGUGAGCGUGCUUGCCGCGUGGCCAUUCCAAGUCGGGCCGCCGCGGUUUGACUUCAGGCCCACAUUUAACAUCAUCUCUGGGACGUCCAUGUCCACGCCGCACCUCGCCGGCAUCGCCGCGUUGAUCAAGAGCAAGCACCCGUACUGGUCGCCGGCGAUGAUCAAGUCUGCAAUCAUGACGACCGCCGAGGUCAACGACCGCUCUGGCGACCCGAUACCCGACGAGCAGCACAGGCCCGCCGACCUCUUCGCCGUCGGGGCCGGCCAUGUCAACCCAGUGAAGGCGGUAGACCCUGGCCUCGUCUACGACAUUCAACCCGAGGACUACAUCAGCUACCUCUGCGGCAUGUACACGGACCAGGAGGUCUCGGUGAUCGCGCGCAGCGCGGUGAACUGCUCGGCCGUCCCGAACAUCUCGCAGAGCCAGCUGAACUACCCUUCGAUCGCGGUCACCUUCCCGGCGAACCAUAGCGCGCUGGCUCCGGUGAUAGUGAAGCGCAGGUUGACGAGCGUCACGGACGGGCCGGUGAUCUUCAACGCCGUGGUCGACGUGCCGGCGGACAAGUCGGUGAACGUCACCGUUUCGCCGAGCGCGCUUUUGUUCAGCGAGGCGAACCCGUUCCAUAACUUCACUGUGCUCGUGUGGUCGUGGUCGACGGAGGCUAGCCCCGCACCGGUGGAGGCCUCCAUCAGUUGGGUGUCGGACAAGCACACCGUCAGGAGCCCCAUCUCGAUCAGCUUCGCCUCGCUCUAGAUCAGCUCUGAGAGCUGCGACUAGCGUUUUCCUACAACGUCAGCAUUUCCCUUACUUCCACACGUGAGUGAGUCGGUUGGAAUAAGAAUGUGAUGGUGCAUGUUUGAGUCGAUUAAUUUGUAAGCAAAACCAUGGCAUUAGCCAAUGUUUGAGAGGUUGUUCUGACUUUCCUA
Messenger RNA from Brachypodium distachyon (stiff brome), 2456 nucleotides. RefSeq names its product subtilisin-like protease SBT1.7. Gene Ontology annotation, molecular function: serine-type endopeptidase activity. The record is from RefSeq and is a predicted model, not a curated record. The coding region runs from base 49 to 2283 and encodes 744 amino acids. Gene Ontology annotation, biological process: proteolysis. The transcript has a single exon. Lineage: Eukaryota; Viridiplantae; Streptophyta; Magnoliopsida; Poales; Poaceae.